This is a messenger RNA of Brienomyrus brachyistius, 2863 nucleotides long. RefSeq names its product mitogen-activated protein kinase kinase kinase 8 (gene map3k8). The record is from RefSeq and is a predicted model, not a curated record. The coding region runs from base 499 to 1932 and encodes 477 amino acids. Gene Ontology annotation, biological process: protein phosphorylation. Gene Ontology annotation, molecular function: ATP binding; protein kinase activity. The transcript has 7 exons. NCBI's taxonomy places the organism in Eukaryota, Metazoa, Chordata, Actinopteri, Osteoglossiformes, Mormyridae.
GCACGCUUCGUCAUCAUCGAACACCGCAAAUGCUUUGAUAUAUUUCCCGAAUAAGAGCCCAUCUACCCUUCCAGCUGCGAUAUGAAAUUUAUCUUAAAUAACUUCUUGCUUUCCAUGAAAAAUGUCUUAAUUGCUUGUUAGAUGUACAGUUACAAUAGUGAUGAAAUAUGGGUGUGAAAGUAGAAAUUUAGACACAAGUGAAACUAACUGUUUUAGUGCUGCUCCAACCCAUUUCUGUUAAACAACUUUAUAAAAAUUGGAGCGAAGGGGAUCCCUGCUUUUUUACCUUAUUUUCUUACGCGUGGGUUUAAGUUUUUGGGGCUUCCCUCACGGCCGUGAAAUUCCCUCAUUUGCAAUGCAAAUUCCCGGCUAAAGAGGUUAAUUAUCAUGUACGCUCCUCCUCUGUCACUAGUUAUACGUCACCACGUGGGUUCGUCUGUCUGUCGCACGAGAGAAAGAGCGAAACAUGAGACACACAGGUUUCUGUGACUCCUAGUGAUGUGGUUGUGUGAACGAUGUCCCAUCUCAGGUGGGAUUGAAGAGGCCGUCAUCAUGGAUUGUCAGAGCGACCAAAUCGAAAUGCUCCUGGCUCACAUGAACAUCGAGGACAUUAUCAACGCCGCGGAAACACUGUUCCCUUCCAUUGAGAGCGGAGCGUCCUCCGGGGACACUUCAUCGCGGGAUGAGAUGGAGGACGAGGAGAACACAGACUCAAGGAACACUGAAGACUCAUCUUGUGGGAACCGGGCUCUUGGCAGGGUCAGAUAUGGGCCGGUGACUGAACUGCUGUCCUUUGUGAACGAGAUUUGCAGCUCCCAGUUUGACACGGGACUCUCGGAGGAGAUGGGCGUGAUGCUGAACAAGACUGACAUGGCGAUCCUGGACGGCCACUAUCGCAUCGGCCUGGAAGUUUUCUUGUUCCCAUGGAAACUGACCUACAGGAGCUACAGCUCGGGACACGUCCCUAAAGGAUCUUUCGGGGCUGUCCAUUUGGCUCAAGACGGGGAGACCAGGAAGCGAAUGGCUUGCAAGCUGAUCCCGCUGGAGCACUUCAAGCCGGCUGAUGUGGAGAUCCAGGCCAUGUUUCGACACGAGAACAUCGCUGAGCUCUAUGGCGCCCUGCUGUGGCAGCAGACCGUUUACCUGUUCAUGGAGGCCGGCGAGGGCGGCUCUGUCAUGGAGAAGCUGGAGAGCUGUGGACCCAUGAGGGACUUCGAAAUCAUCUGGGUGACCAAACAGGUGCUCCGGGGGCUGGAAUACCUGCACUCCAAGGACGUCAUACACCACGACAUUAAGCCUAGUAACAUCGUCCUUAUGUCAACCAAGGCUGUUCUGGUGGACUUUGGGCUUGCUGUGCAGAUGACGGAGGAGGUGUACACACCCCAAGACAUGCGUGGCACGGAGAUCUACAUGAGUCCUGAGGUGGUGCUCUGCAGGGGUCAUGACACCAAAGCCGACAUCUACAGCCUGGGUACCACCAUCAUCCACAUGCAGACCGGAUUCCCCCCCUGGGUUAGGAGAUACCCCCCCUCUGCCUACCCCUCCUACCUCUACAUAAUCCAUAAGCAGGCGCCCCCGCUGGAGGACAUCGCAGAGGACUGCAGCCCAGCCAUGCGCGCAUUCCUGGAGCGGUCGCUGGCACGGAGCCCCCAGCAGCGGAGCUCGGCGGCGGAGCUGAUGCGGGAUGAGGCGUUGAAUCCCCCCCGCGAGGAUCAGCCGCGCUGCUGGAGCCUCGACUCGGGGAUGGUGGACGUCUCCCAUGGCCUGCUGAGGCAGCUCAGCCAGCUGCCGGACACGCUGCAGGACUCCAUCCUCUACAGCCACGAGGACUAUGCAGCUCUCAGGAAGACGGGGUCCCUCUACAUUGACCUGGGAUCCCUGGCUGGAUACUGCAACAUUGUCCAAGGCCCCCCAGGAUCUGAUUACAGAUGAGAGUCUGGGUGGGGGCCUUGGAUUUGCUUGCGAAGAGAUCGGGGAUCGGCAAAAUUGGGCCAAAAGCUUCUCCUUGGAGUUUGCCCCGCCUUCCCUCCACCCCACCUCAUGUGGGGGGGGCAGCGCGUGAGUCACCCAGUGUGCAGCCAGCAGGUCCGGCCCAUGUGGUGCCCAAGGCAGGGACAGACGUACAGCCAGUCCUGAACGUCACACUGGAAAGGCUUGGGAAUCCAUGGCGGAUUUCACUGCAGACUGAUGAAGCAGAGUGACGAGGCUUGCCUGCUUUUAACACGCAGAGGUGGGAAAUUCAGAUCCAGAGAGUAAAAAUCCAAACCAGGAUUUUGCUUCAACCAAUCAUAAAGAGUCACAGUCACAGAGUACUCAACUGUUUGGUUGAAACAAAAUCUUGUUCUGGAUUUUUACUUUCUGGACCUGAAAUGUCUGCUUCUGUUACCAGGGCACAUAUUGCUGGUGCAGACACCCCCCCCAUUCAGUGUGUCGCUGUAGCCCUGCAUUGACAUACCUUUAUUAUAACAAGGCAAUGACAAUCUAUGAUCAUGUGAUCAUGCUGGGUUACACGAAAAAUUUGGCGUGAAAAUUAAGACCGGCUUUUCCCCUUUCUUUAUACCUGUGUUACAUAUUACUAAUGAUGCACCCCCCCCCCCCCCCCAAAAAAAACAGACUUGGUCUGAUUAAUCAGUUGUUUGUGGUCAAUGUCUUUCCAGUGGAAACAUUAAGUAAUUGCUAAGCAAAUGCUUUUUAAAUAUAAGCCCGUUCUAAUCUUAGCUGUUCUGUGUACAUCCAGUGAGAUGAGCUGUUAACAAGUAAUAACCAUCGGGCAUUCCUGAAAUGACUUAAGACCAGCCCAGCCUUCGUUGCUAUUGUUCAUAUUACCGAGAAAUACCGAAAUAAAAGCUUCUAAAAACGCAAA